Messenger RNA from Contarinia nasturtii (swede midge), 4436 nucleotides. RefSeq names its product paired box protein Pax-6-like. The transcript is spliced from 12 exons. The coding region runs from base 851 to 2494 and encodes 547 amino acids. NCBI's taxonomy places the organism in Eukaryota, Metazoa, Arthropoda, Insecta, Diptera, Cecidomyiidae. The record is from RefSeq and is a predicted model, not a curated record. Gene Ontology annotation, molecular function: RNA polymerase II cis-regulatory region sequence-specific DNA binding; DNA-binding transcription factor activity, RNA polymerase II-specific. Gene Ontology annotation, biological process: regulation of transcription by RNA polymerase II; anatomical structure development.
UCUUGUAAGUUGUGUUUGUUCUGUGUGUUUUUCUGCGUUUAGUUUUGUUUUUUUUUCGUUCUUUCGCGUAUGUAGUGAUUGCUGCGAUUAACACCGUUGUGAACACGUCGAUAUUUAUAGCACACAAAAAAAAAAUCCAAUAAUGUAACUUCAUUUGGUGUGAUUAAAAUUUCAUAAAUGCAUUGUGCAAAUCAGCCAAAUGGUCAAUUGAUUUACAUGUUAUUUUUGUCUCACAAUUUAGUGUGAAUAGAUGGCCUAAUAAGUGCUGCGUUCACGGUCAAUGGAUUAAUGAUACGCAUACAAUCGGUCAAAGUCAACUUUGAAUACGGCGAAUAAGUUUUGUGAAUGCAAUUUGUUUUUUUUUGUCUCCAGACUUUGUCAUUGUUUGGCUCAACGCAACUCUCUAUGAGCGGAUGCAAAUGAUAAGAGCCAACAAAAUCAAGAGCAUUGUGCAAAAAAAAAAUGAAUCAAUAAAAUGAUGUUACAAAAAGUGGUUGUGCAAUAUUACGAAUUCAAACAACAUAAGGAAUAAAACUAGACGAGAAGAUUUGUUUUGAAACGACGACCUUCGUAUUAAAUAAAAUCCAUCCAGACAUUGCAGUGGAUUGGAACGCUACGUUUAAAAUAUUUUGGACAAUCAUUGAUUUGUUUUGAUCAGGGGCCCAAUCAAUCAACUUCAUUUUACAUUUCAAAAUCGAACGCGUUUUGGGAGAAAAACGUACUCAACCAAGCAUCCACAAUCUGAUAAACUUAUCUACCAAAAUAGUUGUCACAAGAUAUUUUUUCCAAACUGAUUGGAACCAGCUUGCAGCACCCGUUAAUUCGGGAUGGUGCUGACACAUUUUGGAAGAUGCCACACGCAGAUCGAAUAAUGCAUAGCCAUGGAACGUCAAUGAGCCAAAGUGCAUUAUUUGGCUGUUCCUCGGCUGGUCAUAGCGGUAUCAACCAAUUGGGUGGAGUUUAUGUAAAUGGCAGACCAUUGCCCGACUCAACUCGGCAAAAGAUUGUCGAAUUGGCACAUUCUGGUGCCAGACCUUGUGAUAUUUCUCGCAUUCUUCAGGUUUCAAAUGGAUGUGUUAGUAAAAUAUUGGGAAGAUAUUAUGAAACUGGUUCAAUAAAACCACGUGCGAUAGGCGGCUCAAAACCAAGAGUAGCCACCUCACCAGUUGUACAAAAAAUUGCCGAUUAUAAACGAGAAUGUCCUAGUAUAUUUGCGUGGGAAAUACGAGAUCGUCUAUUAUCGGAAGCGAUCUGUAAUAGUGACAAUAUACCAAGCGUUUCAUCAAUAAACCGAGUUCUAAGAAAUUUGGCGUCACAAAAAGAGCAUCAAAUUCAACAUCAAAAUGAAUCAGUGUACGAUAAACUGCGGAUGUUUAACGGUCAGUCGGGCGGUUGGGCUUGGUAUCCGGCGGCAGCGGCUGCAGCAACUGUCACUUGUAGCACUGCAAAUGUUCCAUCGCAAUUAUCGAUUCCGGCGCCAUCAAGCAUUACAAAUAUUACGGCUAGCAAUUUAUCAACCAAUUUAAAUGGAAAUCAAUUAAUUCGCGAUGAUUCACUCAAACGAGAUUUAUUUUCAGUCGACGGUAUAAAUCAAACACCAUCAUUGGCCAAUUCACAUGAAAGUACAUCGGACGGUAAUUCAGAUAAUGGUGGAAAUUCAUCCGGAGAUGAGGACAGUCAAUUACGUCUACGUCUCAAACGAAAAUUACAACGAAAUCGGACAUCGUUUACCAACGAGCAAAUCGAUAAUUUAGAAAAAGAAUUUGAGCGCACACAUUAUCCGGACGUGUUUGCAAGAGAGCGCUUAGCAGAGAAAAUCCAACUACCCGAAGCAAGAAUUCAGGUCUGGUUUUCAAAUCGUCGAGCCAAAUGGCGUCGAGAGGAGAAACUUCGUACACAAAGACGAUCUGUGGACCAGCAGAACAACAACAGCGUUACCGGUUCAGUUUCAACGGCAAAUAGUCAAAGCAAUGGCGGUUUAGUGUCAGCCAAUGGUGGCAAUAACAACGGUACAGGUAAUAGCGGUGGUGGAAGUAGCACGGGAACAUCUCCAUCAUUAAUUGGAAGCGGAUCGACUCCAUCGCGUUUGCCAUUGAAUUCAGGAUUCAACUCAAUGUAUACAUCAAUACCUCAAACAAUUGGAUCAAUAACCGAAAAUUAUAGUCCAAUAUCUACGCCAUUGGGCUCGAUGGCAUCGUCAUGCCUGCAACAACGUGAAAGUUAUCAUCCAUACAUGUUUCAUGAUCCAUUGUCAUUGAGCGCACAAUAUGCAGCGCAUCCGUCACGACAUCAUGCAUCAUGCAAUCCAACGGUGGCUCAUCAACAACCACAUUCGCAACACGGAAACUACGGCACCCCAGGAAGUGUUGGCAGCAAUAGCAAUUUAAACAGUUCAUCAGCAAGCACAGGAUUAAUAACAGCUGGUAUUUCAGUACCUAUUCAAAUAUCGACUCCAUCAGACAUCGGAGGGAGCUAUUGGUCUCGUUUACAGUGACAAAGCUCGAAAUAAUUUAGUUUAAUACAUUUUUGAAGAAAAAAAAACAUACACACACACAAAAACAAACAAACCAUAUUUUUUAAAAAGGGCAUUUCGAUAGGACAUGAUUGUGUACAAAUGAAUAUAUUUUUGUUUUGGUUUUUGGAAAUGAUUUGAGAUAAGAUACGAUGCAUGAUUUGUAUGAACAAAAUUGAUCGAUAUGAAUUUUCCAUCAUUUAUCAAAUCCAAUGAAUUCCUUCUUUAAUCAAACAAACAAAAAAAAUGAAAAUAAAACUUUCUUAACAAUUGUAGUUCAUUUGUAAAAACUCAACAAAGAAAUAAAAUCAAAUAUAUUCACGCGAUAAAGCCAUAUUUUGGGCUUGCAAUCAAACAAUUUCAACAACUGUUUUUUCGGUGUGCAACCAAAAAUAUUUUAGCUUGUACUGUAUUAAGUGAAAUGGUCUAGUUGUAUUCAAGAGAUAUUUUUUAAGCACUCUUUUUUUGUCUCAAUUCAAAUACGUUUCGUCUUUUUAUUUCUAAAAGAAACAUAACUAAUUAACUAAUAUUCAAUGGAAGGUAGCUUUUAAGUAGUUGUUUUUUUCCAGUCUGAAUUCAUUCCGUAUUUCAUUUAAACAUAAAUGUUUAAACCUUGUGGAUUAUUAACAAAAAAAAAGAAAUGAAUUUACGAUACAUUCUCAGUUUGUUCCCUUCAUUUUCAUUUUCUCAACAUGGAAAAUCAAAUAGGGAUGUAAUAUAAUCAAAUUAGGUGUUUUAAAUUUUCAACAUAUGAUUUGAUUCGACAACCAUGAUUUAGGCAGUAUUUUCGUCAUAAUUUUAAUCGCACGAUAAACGAAAUUUAGAAUUUGAAUGAAAAAAGCUACUUUAUUUGAAAUGCCAGUGAAAUAUUGCAUCAUUCAGAAUAUUAAGACUCGCAAUUUGAUAAUGCAAUUUAAAAAAAAAUUGAACGUUACCUUAAAAUUUAUAAAUUUACUGCCCACAGAAAUUAAAGAGUAUAAAACUAGUUUGCAAUGAAACAUUUUACUGUGAACGCAAAAAAAAAUCAGUGUAAAUUGUAACUUUACCUCGUUUAUUGUUCUUUAAUUUCUCUGAGUAGUGCAGAAAAAUGCUUAAGAAUUAAUGACCACUCACAAAAUCACAAUAAGGUCAAUAAGCACUUUGAGAGAAUGACUGAAAAUCUCAUCAUGACAAUGAAUGGGGUUAAUUCAGUAGCAAUACCAUAUAUUGUCACAGUGACAUAUUCAAUCAAUUCAAAAAAAAAGAAGUAUAGAGGUACUUCUUUUUUCUGUUUUUAAACAUUUUAAGCAUUACAUUAGAAAAUCGCUUAUUUGAUUUCAUCAAAUGAGAUAAAUUAUUUAAAUUGUUCAUCAUAAAAAAAAAACAAAAUACCAAAUUAUUAUUUAAUGCGUUUCGGUGAUUUUAGUAUCCCUCUAAUUGAACAGUUUUCUUUUUGUGUGAAAAAAAUUGCUAAGUUUAAUCCUUAAAAAUAUCUUGGUUCGUUCAUACAAUGGUACACACUACACACAAAUGUAUAAUAUCUAAGUGAAAAACCAUUGGAAUAGCUUUGUGAGAAAAAGAAAACCAAAAUUGUCUAUAUUCAGGCGAAUUGAACGACCGAUAUGCGAAUAUGUGUAUUGAAUUUUGGCAAAUAAGUUCAAUAAUUCUGAAAUUAUUCAUGGGUAUUCGCACAAAAACCAUUACUAAUGCAAAACAAAUGGAGGAGGAUUACCUGCGGCAAAAAAUAAAAACGAAGUUCUGAUUAUAGUAAUAAUUUUAGUGAAUCCCUUUCUAAGCUACAUCUAACUUUAUGAUUAUUUUUAUAUACAUGGACAUGAAAAGUCAUUAAUUAUUCUAGUUGUUAAGCUUCUUUGAAACGUAACUGUAAUUAAAUAAUGUAUGUAUUUAUAUUGACAUUUCAAUUUGAAUGAAAUAAAAACUUUAC